AGCUUUGUUUGGUGUUGCUAUGAUACAGACGCCAUAUUUGUGUACAGUCGAAUAAUAACCAAAUAGAAAAAAACACACUUUAUCACAACAAAAUGGGUGUCGAUUAUUACAAUUUGUUAAAUUUAACGCGGUCUGCAACUGAUGCGGAUAUCAAAAAGCAUUACCGAAAAUUAUCUUUAAAAUUCCAUCCAGAGAAGUCCCCUGGUGACCAAGCAGCUGCUGACAAAUUCAAACAAGUUGCAGAGGCAUAUGAUGUUUUAUCAGAUCCAAGAAAGCGGGCUGUAUAUGAUCAGUUUGGUGAAGAGGGUUUGAAGAAUGGAGUUCCUAGUGGUCAGGUAGAAACAGGAGCAUGGACUCAAGGAUAUACUUUCCAUGGAAAUGCUGACAAAGUUUUCCGGGAUUUCUUUGGAGGAGAUAAUCCAUUCCAAGAAUUUUAUGACAGAGUUGAUGGAGAUAUGAGUAUGUCAUUUGGAGGUCUAGUUGGGCGUGGCAGAAAGAAGCAGGAUCCACCUAUUGAACGUGACCUCUACCUUUCCCUUGAAGAAGUGUUCCAUGGCUGUACAAAGAAAAUGAAAAUAUCAAGAAGAGUAAUGAAUGAAGAUGGUCAUACAUCAAGCAUUAGAGAUAAGAUUUUAACAAUCACUGUGAAGAAAGGAUGGAAACCAAAUACAAGAAUCACAUUCCCAGAGGAAGGGGAUCAAGGUCCAAAUAAUGUACCAGCUGACAUUGUGUUUAUUGUAAAAGACAAACAGCAUCAGAGAUUCAGACGCGAGGGUGUCAACCUUAUACACACAGCAAAAGUACCACUUGGUAAAGCCCUGACAGGUUGUACAGUAGAUAUCCUAACAUUGGAUGAGAGAAUGCUUCAUAUACCUAUCAAUGAUAUCAUCAAACCUGGUUACAGAAAGUGUGUACCAAAAGAAGGAAUGCCUCUAUCUGCUGAUCCUACACAGAAAGGAGAUUUGAUCAUUGAAUUUGACAUUGAAUUCCCUGCCACUUUAACACCAGAAAAGAAAGAUCUGGUCAAGGCAGCCCUUCUUCAUUAGAGACAAUAUUUGUUAUAAAGAAUAUCUGUGAUAGAGUGCAUGAUUUUAUGUUUUAUGAGUAACUGACUAUUUUAUAUGUCUUAUUGAUGUCCAAUGUAUAUAUGUGUUUGUAGAAAAAAUGAAAUACAAUGUAUUUAACCAAUUCUCAAAUUUUAAUAACAAAUACUGAGAAAAAUA
This is a messenger RNA of Ruditapes philippinarum (Manila clam), 1223 nucleotides long. Its product is annotated as dnaJ homolog subfamily B member 13-like. The coding region runs from base 93 to 1046 and encodes 317 amino acids. The transcript is spliced from 7 exons. Gene Ontology annotation, molecular function: protein-folding chaperone binding. The record is from RefSeq and is a predicted model, not a curated record. Lineage: Eukaryota; Metazoa; Mollusca; Bivalvia; Venerida; Veneridae. Gene Ontology annotation, cellular component: cytosol.